This is a messenger RNA of Pseudo-nitzschia multistriata, 2803 nucleotides long. NCBI's taxonomy places the organism in Eukaryota, Bacillariophyta, Bacillariophyceae, Bacillariales, Bacillariaceae. The record is from the annotation of a GenBank genome assembly.
GUCUGGCAGCUUUGUUUAGGCAUGUGAUCCAAUGGUCCCGUUCGUCUUUGUUUUUCACUCGGAUCAACAGAACUCUAUGAUCUACCUUGGCACAUGGACUCGCGUAAAAGUGCAAUUCCAGGCCAUCUUCAAAGUCUUUGUGGAUGUGUGCAGUAGCGUGCUGGAGGUGAGCAAUCCCGCGUGGAAGGUUUGUCAAAGGAGCGGACAAAUCGUAUUCGAAUAGAUAAUUUUGUCGUAAAACCAAUUUGCACGACGAAAAUUUGCCAAAGGAUAAGUGAUAUUUUUCGCCAAUGUAGGUCAUCACGGCAUCUCCUAAUUCAAUCGCGCCUGAGGCUUUCGAAGGGCACGUUGAAGUCGCCGCCUCUUUGACAGAUUCAGUGCACAAUCCACUCAGGCCCUGUAUCGUGCUUGAUGGACAAGCUGCCAAGGCAGCAGGUGCAAUUAGGUAACGUCGACCCCGCGCCCACGAGUCGGCGCUCUGAAUAGGUUUCAACAAGCGCGAACUGUUGCUAUGAAUAAUAUUGUCUUUGGCAAAUGUCGUCGUCGGGAGAGAUUUACUUAGUAGAUUCGAAGAGGAAACGGGUCUCUCUUGAGAAUUGUACAUGCCCGCCAAAUCAACGUUUGAAGCCUUGUUUCCACCGAGAAAGGGACUUUCGGAAUCUGUGGAAGAAUUAUGAAUUUUCGUAAACGCCUUCUUCGUUUCAGGCGAGGCCGGAAAAACAGUUCUUUCUGUCUGACCCAGUUUAUGAAGGAGAUGGGAAGAAGACGAGGUAUGCACCGUAACCAUCCCACCGAUAGUCUCCAAAGCUCCGUCGAGGUUUUCGGGCGGUUCUGUGAUUCUGCCAUCGGUGAUGAUCGUUGGAGUUGUGUUGCUAAAGCUGUAAUGGCUACUGUUAUUCUGGCUCAUCAGAUUCGUGUCACCGUUGUUCGGUUCUGGGACCAGGCUAUUGUCCGAGUCAUCUAGAUUAAGACCAACAUCGUGAAAUUCGGAAGAUGGAUGUUUGUUCUGUAUCCUCAGUCCUUUCAAAGUCGGCAUUUCGGGAACAUUACGAAAAUCCAACUCAUCGUGGUAAUUAUGAUUGUAUUGUCUCACUGGUGUGUUCGUACGGGAAUUUGAGUUGGAACUGGAACUGUAUAUGUGGGUUCUUGAAUUGGACCGUGUACGGUGAAGCUGUGUCAGUUGUGGAGCCGAUGAGGCACUGUUGGGUUGCUCCUCCCCUUCGGAGACGACUGGAUUGAUCUGGAAAGACGGCGAAUGACACGCGGUGGAAGUCGCAUUCAUGUUAUUGUAAGAAGUUGAACCUCUCAAUUGUUCGUCCAGAGCGCUCGUAAAUGUUGGUGGAGUUGUGGAUACCGUCGUUUCCGUAUUCGCCGAUCUAUUGUCUCCGUGACAGUCUACUUCUUUUUGCAACCCGGAACUGUGCAAAGGGCCCGUCCGAGUGUAUUCUGCUACGGAAGACGGGAAGUGCAUUCUUGUAUGGGUCGUUGCUGAUGGUGCUACUACUGCCAACAGUGACGUCGAAGGCAACGACCGCCUUGCCAGAGUGGUUGAAUCGUUUUUGGCAAUUUGUUGGCCCUUUCGCAGUUGAACGUCCAAGGCAUCCAUUGAUUGGUGCCCUCGUUGGAUUCGCCCACUGCUCGCACCACCUUUAGAAAACAUGGACGGGAGCCCACCGCUCUUCCCCGAUAAAUUCCGAGAGACCAAUCGCUUCGAUCCCUUUAUUAUAGAAAACGACGAUUUUUUCUUGCUCCCUCUCAUUCCUCCCCCCGUCGUGGAUUGACUCGCUCCACUUCCAUUCGUGCCGGUGGACAUGUCUUCUGCAGGUAGCAUAGAGUUAAUGCUGCUCCCCGGAGAGGAUGACAUCGUUGGUGAAAGGUUUGGGUUCUUGCCUUUCAAAAACGAAUUGAAGGAACGCUCCCAUUUUUUCCGAGGCGGCGUCCCACAAUGAGACGAUGGCGCAAUCAUUGAGCCUUCAAACUUGUUCCCGCCGGAUUGAUUAGUAUGAACGCUGUGUGCUUCGGCUUUCCUAGAAGAUGCGCUGCUGGAACUAACAUUCAGAGACGAUGCGGAGGUAGACGCUUUUAACAAAGUGAAGCUUCGUCCUGGGAUUGGGAGACUUGCUGUAGUGAUAGCUCCUGCUGUUGGUGAUGACUCCUCGUCGUAGAAGUUGCGUCUGACCAUUGCCUUCCGUUCAGCUCCGCGGAGAUAUAGUUUGCUUUAUUUUUGCCCAGUUCGCCACGAUGCAGUGAAAUGGAUUUUGGCUCACUAGCUCCUAAACAAAAGACGGAAUGGAUCAUGCUAGCACACGGAUGAAUCGCAACUUAUCGAUAACCGUCCAGUGUUUUGUUUUCGAGGAAUACAUUUCUUCGUUUGUGCUGGUUUUUGUAAGUACGAAACUCUUACGGUUCCCAGAAUAUAUUGCGAAGUAACCUCCGGAACUUGAGUUUAUGAAGAAUAAACCAUCAAAAGUUCUGUUCCGAUGCCUGCAGUUCGUUGUUUUAUGGUCGCGUCUGCAGAUAUGUUUUAUCAGCGACUUUCUGUAAAUCGUUUCUCUACUUAUGAAAUUGUCGUGUCCGUUAUAUCUCUUCUCUUAAAAGCUCUCGAAGUAUGAGAAUACGAUUCCAAUCCUUCGGGUCAAUCCAUCUCGAAUUGUGAAUCAAAAAGAUACCUACACUUCUACGAGAAGAAAGCUCAUUUGUCUGGCGCGGUGGCAUGCACAAGCUGAGGUUGAGAACUAUCGACAAUUCAUAGGCCCUGCUUUGUGCGAACUCGUGAAACAACGAAUAAUCUCUUCAAGAACGA